Magnolia sinica is the source of this 2543-nucleotide messenger RNA. RefSeq lists its product as uncharacterized. Bases 620 to 2377 code for a protein of 585 amino acids. The record is from RefSeq and is a predicted model, not a curated record. The transcript is spliced from 4 exons. Lineage: Eukaryota; Viridiplantae; Streptophyta; Magnoliopsida; Magnoliales; Magnoliaceae.
GCCAGUCUUCUUGACAGCACCCUUCGAGGUGUAUUUCUCAUAUGGGUUUCCAUUUCUGCAAAUAUCUUCCACAUUUCCAGCCUCUUUUUUAUCAGUUUCUUUAAAUCUAAGAUUCCCGAAUUCUUUCUUGUGAGUUUCAUACGUGGGUUUUCUGUCGUUUCGGAUAUUUUGAUCUUUUCCCUGCCGAAAACAAGAGAAUUCGUGGAUUUACUGCUGAAUUUUGUUGAUAGGUGUUUUUAAUUCAGGAGAUCUUUCAGAAUUCCAGCAGAUUUUUCUCUUUUUCCAUAGUGCUUUGAUAGAUUUUCAUAGAAAUUCGCUUUUAGAGGAGAAUUUUCCUGAUGGGCUUCUCCACUUUACAAAACUUUAGCCGCAUCUUGAUCAGAUAUACACCCAAUGUUCCAAAUUGAUCAUCUUUCUUCUAGCUUCAGAGUAUUUUGAUUCCUUCCCAUAGAUUUCUUGAUGGAUUUUUUCACUGAAUUUUUUAAUUUUAAUCAAUUCUCGGUCAUAUAGGUCCAAUCCAACUGUCAAAAUUAAUCUUUUACCCUGCAAAAGAGGCAAAAAAAACACCUUUCUUGUUCUUGCUUUUGUUUCUCUCCUACUCUUUUCUUGCUCAAAUAUCAUGGCGGCAUUGGCACCGGGAAUUCUAUUGAAGCUCCUCAAUGGCAUGAACACGGGCCUCAAAGCCACGAGUGAGCACAGGAGUGCACUCCUACAGGUGACCGACAUUGUACCUGUCGAUCUCGAUGAGAAGGAUCUCUGGCCCAAGCAUGGGUUCUACAUCAAGGUAUCUGAUUCUUCACAUUCGAUAUACGUCAGCCUACCAUUUGAGCAGGAUGAUCUCGUUCUCAGCAACAAAAUGCAGCUUGGGCAGUUCAUAUACGUCGAGAAAUUAGAGCCCGGAUCGCCCGUUCCAGUCAUAAAAGGCACAAAGCCGAUCCCCGGACGGCACCCGUUAAUGGGGACGCCUGAACCAAUCAUGGGUAUCAGAGAGAAAGGGGAGAAACCCGAUCCAAGGGUAGCCCAGAUUCCAAAACUACCCUCUCAUAGAAGAGGAUCUUGGGGAGCCGAUCAAAAUCCGGUCAUUUCCUCACCUUCGGUCUUGAAGCCUAUACCCUUGGAUUUCGAUCAGAGCACUCCAAUCAAGGAGAGAUCGAACUCAAUGAGAAUGGCAACAAUUCCGAUAUCUCCAUCGAUUAGAGGAAGAAUGGGGAAGGAGGGGAAGGAGGGAGCAGCUUUCCGAUCUUCGGUAAGUGGAGCCGCAUUAUCUAAGAUGGUAGAAUCAAAAGGAGAAAGCCCGAUUUCAGUGAGGAAAAGCUGCAUCAUCGCCCCUUCUUCUGCUUCAAAGCUUCCAAGGAGCAAGAGCGUGUGCGAUCGAGAUUAUAGGAUUCCGAGGAGUCCCUUCAACUCAGCUGAAAGGAAGAGUUCAACUCCACCACCCAGAUUAAGAAAUGCAAAACUAACGUCUUUCACUCUGCCGGAAAACCAGUCGAAUUCUGGAGUGUUACAGUCUCAGCCCAGUAAUCCCACUUCCAAGAACAGCCUCAUGUCAUUGCCAGGAAAGCUCAGCACGCUCGGAAAGGAAGUUAUACAGCAGAGAGAAGUGACCCAAAAAGCCGCUCUUCAAGCACUGAAAGACGCAUCAGCCACCGAAACCUUGGUUCGGAUUCUCAAGAUGUUUUCGGACCUGAGUGCAUCUGCCAAACCUGACUCUCCCGCAGCAUGUUUCGAUCACUUCUUGAACUUCCACCGUGAAAUCAUGCAAGCAGUGACAGACAUGGAGUGCAUUCAAGCAGCCGCCAGCAUCGCAAAUGACAUUGCUCAAAACACAACUGGCAAGUAUCAAGAACCGCUAAAAGAACAGUCUCCGUCCAUCUUACAUGAAAUAGUACACAACUCGAUCGACCAGAGUGGGAAUUCGAACAUAAGCUCAUCAUCCAAUAGAAUAUCAUUGUUAUCUAAAUCAAUUUCCAUCACCCGCGAAAGGAGCAGUACCAAGACAAGUCUCGGGAAGCACUCGAGAUUGAGUACAAAUGCCAAUGCUUUCACAACAGAUGAAAACAAGAAGCCAGCAUCUGCUGCCACUGCUACUACGAGUAGUAGCAGCUACCUCAAUGCAAUCAAGUUGGGUAAGCAGAUCGAGACAGAAGCAGGAAACUGGUUUAUGGGCUUUUUGGAGGAGGCAUUGGAAAUGGGUCUGAAGAAGCGGAGAGGAUCAACCGCUGGCGAUAGCCGAAAGCUGACCAGCUGCCCCCAGUCUCUUAUACUCAAGGUUAUCAAUUGGGUAGAGGUGGAGCAGUGUGAUUGUAGUAAGCGGCCCAUUCAUCCCAGAGCAGCGCAGAUAGCAAGGAAAUUAAGGAUCAAAGUAAAGAAUCCUUGAAUGGUUUUGAUUGGUAUAGGUAGAGAUUGUAUCAACAAAUCUAGGCUUGAUCGAAUUUGUGUGAUGGGAGAUUGUCUCAUAAGUACAAAAUACACAUGCAUUGUUUGUAUUCAGAUUUGUCGAUGAUUGGUUGUUCAUUUGGAAAGGGUUAUUUUUAGAACAGCAA